Aegilops tauschii subsp. strangulata is the source of this 1100-nucleotide messenger RNA. RefSeq lists its product as uncharacterized. The record is from RefSeq and is a predicted model, not a curated record. NCBI's taxonomy places the organism in Eukaryota, Viridiplantae, Streptophyta, Magnoliopsida, Poales, Poaceae. Gene Ontology annotation, cellular component: TRAPP complex. Gene Ontology annotation, biological process: endoplasmic reticulum to Golgi vesicle-mediated transport.
GCCCAUAAUCUCCUUGCCAUACCGGUCCACGAUCUUCUCCAGCAGUAACAACUCCGCUCCGCACCGUUGUCGUCUCCUCACCCCUGCCGGAGAUCCACGCCAGACCGCCGCGCCCCUCCGCCCGGCUCGGCCGCUGCUUCCGCGAUGCAGUUCUUCGGCGGGUCGUCGCUGACGUCCGUCGCGCCGGAGUCCAGCCCGGCACCAGCGGCGCCUCCGGGGACGGGAACGGGCUCCAACGCCCAGGUGAUCUACGUCUUCAACCGCAACGGCGUGUGCCUGCUGUACCGCGAGUGGCACCGCCCGCUCCGCACGCUCGCCCGCAACCAGGACCAGAAGCUCAUGUUCGGCCUCCUCUUCUCCCUCCGCUCCUUCACCGCCAAGAUCGACCCCACCUCAACAGAACACGCGAAUCUUGGGGCGCCACUACUGCCAGGUCAGGGAUGUUCAUUUCAUAGCUUCAAGACAAACACAUAUAAAUUGAACUACAUGGAGAGCCCGUCUGGUAUAAAGCUUAUUCUCCUUACCCAUCCAAGGACUGGUGAUCAACGAGAUGCGCUGAAGCAUAUUUACAGCCUAUAUGUGGAGUAUGUUGUAAAGAAUCCUCUGUAUGCUCCUGGCAGCCCAAUCAAGUGUGACCUUUUCAAUAAACAUCUCGAUCAGUAUGUGAAAACAUUGAUUUGACCCCAUUCAGGUUUGGGAGGAGGUGCAUGGAACAGUUGAUUUGAAGGCGAACAGUAGGCACUUUGUGUUUUCGGAAACUCUGAGCCAUGGAACAGUUCGCUGUGUGGUGGCAUCUCUGUGCUAUUUGGUUUGAUAAUCGCUAUUUGUUGAGAAGUUGUUGCUUCAAGGAUGAUACAGACUUGUCUUGUGCCAAAGUGGUCCUGCUGAAUCUCACUGUAUUUAUUGUACACUUGCACCCUGCAUUGAUGGUCUUCAUGUGUACCCACUGCAAUUUGAUAGCUGUACACUCUGAUCACAGUCCCUGUAAUUUGCAUCCUUCGUCAUGAUGGACCCCCUCAACAAAUGGAAUGCCCUCUCAUAUCCCGUGUUGGAUGAUAUCCAUGAGUUUUCUGGUUAUAGAUCAAAUAUUUUCUUAUUUA